AGCUACUCUAGUGAUAUAAAAGUUCUCUUGACCCAAUCCACUAGCUUAAAUGUUUCGAUUAAAACAACCUAUAUAAAUUUGGUUUUAAAUUCUCGUACUGCAGAAACUCAACGUCAAAAACGACUUGAAUGGUGUAUUUAUCGGCGAAACUGUACAAUAAAGCAGAUAAUGGGGGAGGAGUAUCGAUUUACAAUAUUUGGUAGUGAUGGAUGA
Molecule: messenger RNA, 213 nt
Organism: Entrophospora sp. SA101
Lineage: Eukaryota; Fungi; Glomeromycota; Glomeromycetes; Entrophosporales; Entrophosporaceae
Source: the annotation of a GenBank genome assembly